AUGAACAGCGCUGUACGUGCGAUUGUUCGUAUGGGCUUGUAUCUCGGAUGUGAAGUGUACUUCAUUCAUGAGGGAUACCAAGGCAUGGUCGACGGUGGUGAGAACAUCAAACAGGCUUAUUGGAAUUCGGUAUCAGACAUCAUUCAGAAAGGAGGUACCAUAAUUGGAUCGGCGAGAUGCAAAGAAUUUCGUGAAAGGUCGGGUCGACUGAAGGCAGCUGCAAAUCUCAUCAAACACCGCAUCACAGCGCUUGUAUGUCUCGGUGGUGACGGUUCACUUACAGGAGCGAACAUAUUCCGUAAGGAGUGGCCUAGUCUUGUAGACGAGCUGUUGAAAGCGGGCAAAAUCACGAAGAAGGAUGCGGAUGUGUGUCAGUACCUUCAGAUCGUUGGAUUAGUUGGUUCGAUCGAUAAUGAUUUUUGUGGAACUGAUAUGACGAUUGGUACGGACACAGCACUGCACCGUAUAACCGAGGCUAUUGACUGUGUUUGCUCAACGGCACAAAGUCAUCAGAGAGCGUUCGUUGUUGAGGUUAUGGGACGACAUUGCGGGUACGACUCAUCAUCAUUGUCAAAGAUGUAUCUGGCGUUAACCGCUUCUCUGGCUGUUGAUGCAGACUUUUGUUUCAUUCCCGAGUGGCCUCCACCACUGAACUGGAGAGAGGUGCUCUGUAAGAAGAUGAAACAGAUGCGUGACGAUGGAACACGAGUGAACAUCGUGGUUGUUGCCGAGGGUGCGAUUGAUAACAGUGGAGCACCGAUUACGUCCGAAAUGGUGCGUGAGGUGAUUCGUAAGAAUCUGCAUUACGAUACUCGAGUAACAGUGUUGGGUCAUGUUCAACGAGGUGGUAAUCCGUCAGCAUUCGACCGUUUGUUGGGCUGUCGAAUGGGUGCUGAGGCGACGGUGGCGUUGAUGGAGAUGGAUGAGAAGUCAGAGCCUUGUGUUGUUUCGAUUGAUGGCAACCAGAUAGUUCGAGUGCCUCUCAUGAAAUGUGUUGAACGAACACAAGCGGUCAAAAAAGCAACCGAUCAAAAAGACUGGGUGACAGCGUUGCAAUUGCGUGGACGAAGUUUCCGCAGGAAUGUUGAAAUGUAUCGAACAUUAACCAAAAUCAGAACACCGAAAAAGAAAGAUGCUGUAAAUACGUAUAAUAUUGCCAUCGUAAAUAUUGGAUCACCAUCCGGAGGAAUGAACGCAGCUACCCGAAGUUGUGCACGUUUGGCUAUUCUUCGCAACUGCAUUCCGUAUGGAGUGCAUAAUUCCAACGAGGGUUUAGCAUCUGGACAACUACAGAAGAUGGAGUGGAACGAUGUUCAAAGUUGGACAGCACAAGGUGGAUCGUUCUUGGGUACACAAAAAGUCUUACCAACAGAGCUUUUGCCAGAAAUUGCUGAAACUUUAGCACGUUUCAACAUUCAUGCGCUCGUUCUGAUCGGUGGUUUUGAGGCGUUUCAUUCAUGUUUAGUGUUUGCGCAAAAUCGUGACAAGUAUCCACAACUGCGCAUACCGAUGUGUGUCAUACCGUGUACAAUCAGCAACAAUGUUCCUGGUACGAAUUUCUCACUCGGUGCCGAUACAUCGUUGAACGAAAUAUGUCGCAUGAUAGAUAAAAUCAAAACAUCUGCUACUGGAUCGAAACGUCGUGUGUUUGUGAUUGAGACUAUGGGAGGACAUUGUGGAUACUUGGCUACCUUGUCGGCUAUGGCAAGCGGUGCAGAUGCAGCUUAUAUUUAUGAGGAGAUGUUUGGUGUUAGUGACCUUAUUGAGGAUGUUAAAGUAAUAGCAGAAAAGAUGGUGACUGGUGCUCAACGUUAUUUGGUCGUUCGUAAUGAGAAAGCGUCUCGUAACUACACUUCUGAAUUCAUAAGAGAAUUGUUCUGCGAGGAAAGUAAAGGUGCAUUUACGACACGGGUUAAUGUACUCGGACAUACACAACAAGGUGGAAAUCCAUCGCCAUUCGACCGCAUUAUGGGUACGAAGAUGGGUGGAAAAGCCAUGGAACAUCUCAUUGACCAAAUUAAUGAGCACAAACAUGUGUCUAAUAAUACCACUUCUUGUACAACACCCAAUACCGCCACUCUUCUUGGUGUUAUUGGUCGCCAUGAGUGCUUCACACCAGUUGAAGAACUAUGCGAUGAGGCUGACUUCCCUCAUAGGUUGCCGUUAGAACAGUGGUGGAUGAAACUGAGACCGUUACUUCGGAUUCUUGCCAAACAUGACACGUCUUAA
Messenger RNA from Anisakis simplex (herring worm), 2229 nucleotides. NCBI's taxonomy places the organism in Eukaryota, Metazoa, Nematoda, Chromadorea, Rhabditida, Anisakidae. The record is from the annotation of a GenBank genome assembly.